AUGGUUGUCAUCAUGCAAGGGACACGACCUACACAGCCAACGGGGCAUGUCAAUCCCCGAAGUUCGGAUAUUAGUGAUCAAUUUCAGCAACUGAAUCCACCCAUUUUUCGAGGAAAGGCAGGAGCUGAUCCUUGCGAAAGCGAGUAUUGGGUGGAACAAAUCGAGAAAAUCUUUGACUUCAUUGGCUAUGAUGAGGAGGAUAAGGUCAGUUGUGCCACCUUUCAACUUCAAGACGAGGCAGAUCAAUGGUGGAAGACAAUGCAGAGGGCCUUACGAAGUCCUGAAAGGCAAGGUGAGCCAAAUGUUUCAUGGGCGCGAUUUAAGGAACUUUUCAAUUCUAAGUACUUCCCUCUGUGCAAGAAGAUGGAGAAAAGCCGAGAGUUCAUGAACCUGCGACAGACCGAGGGCAUGUCAGUUGCCCAAUAUGAAGAUAGGUUCACACGUCUCAUUAAGUAUAUGCCUAUCUAUGAUCUGGACGAGGAGGCCAAGGCUCAAAAAUUUCCUGGAGGAUUGAAAAUGGAAAUUCAACAAGCCUUGAGUUCCGUCGGGCCACGCACAUAUGCAGAAGUAGUCUUUCAAGCCCAGACUGUGGAGAGUAAUCAUGAGAGGAUGAACUCCUUGAAAAAUGAAUCCCAAAACCCAACGAACAGGAAGUUUGAUAGAGGGUCUAACUUGGGACCCCGAGGGAAAAAUUUCAAGAAAAAGGAGAAUUGCCCUAAAUGUCAGAAGUCACAUCCAGGAAAGCCAUGCAGGGUAGAGACCCCAAAGUGCUAUAAUUGUGGAGCUAAUGACCACGUGAUCCGUGAAUGUACAAAGGGACGGGUGUGCUACAAUUGUCAACGACCCGGCCAUGUUUCCAAGGAUUGUCCGCAAGGGAAAGGAGCAGGUCAGCAGGGAGCAAAUAAAAGGAGCUAA
This is a messenger RNA of Diospyros lotus (date-plum), 915 nucleotides long. RefSeq lists its product as uncharacterized. Bases 1 to 915 code for a protein of 304 amino acids. The record is from RefSeq and is a predicted model, not a curated record. The transcript has a single exon. Gene Ontology annotation, molecular function: nucleic acid binding; zinc ion binding. NCBI's taxonomy places the organism in Eukaryota, Viridiplantae, Streptophyta, Magnoliopsida, Ericales, Ebenaceae.